Propithecus coquereli (Coquerel's sifaka) is the source of this 1221-nucleotide messenger RNA. RefSeq names its product clusterin associated protein 1 (gene IFT38). Gene Ontology annotation, cellular component: cilium; centrosome; intraciliary transport particle B. Gene Ontology annotation, biological process: cilium assembly. The transcript is spliced from 13 exons. The record is from RefSeq and is a predicted model, not a curated record. NCBI's taxonomy places the organism in Eukaryota, Metazoa, Chordata, Mammalia, Primates, Indriidae. Bases 37 to 1221 code for a protein of 394 amino acids.
GGGAAGAGCGGCUGUGACCCGUGGCUACUGUGGACCAUGUCUUUCCGCGACCUCCGCAACUUCACAGAGAUGAUGAGAGCCCUGGGUUACCCUCGACAUAUUUCUAUGGAAAAUUUCCGCACGCCCAAUUUUGGACUUGUAUCCGAAGUACUUCUCUGGCUUGUGAAAAGGUACGAACCUCAGACUGACAUCCCUUCUGAUGUUGAGACCGAACAAGACCGAGUUUUCUUCAUUAAGGCAAUUGCCCAGUUCAUGGCCACCAAGGCACAUAUAAAACUCAAUACUAAGAAGCUUUAUCAAGCAGAUGGGUACGCAGUGAAAGAACUACUGAAAAUCACAUCUGUCCUUUACAAUGCUAUGAAGACCAAAGGGAUGGAGGGCUCUGAGACUGGAGAGGAAGAUAUCAGCAAAUUCAAGUUUGAUCUCAGCUCGAAGAUCGCAGAUUUGAAAGCAGCCAGGCAGCUCGCAUCUGAAAUCACCUCCAAAGGAGCAUCUCUGUAUGACUUGCUGGGCAAGGAGGUAGAGUUGAGGGAAAUGAGAACAGAAGCCAUUGGCAGACCUCUGGAAAUAAAUGAGACUGAAAAAGUGAUGAGAGUUGCAAUCAAAGAGAUUUUGGCGCAGGUUCAGAAGACUAAAGACCUGCUCAAUAAUGUGGCCUCUGAUGAAGCUAAUUUAGAAGCCAAAAUUGAAAAGAGAAAAUUAGAACUGGAAAGAAAUCGGAAGCGACUGCAAACUCUGCAGAGUGUCAGGCCAGCCUUUAUGGAUGAGUAUGAGAAGAUUGAAGAAGAAUUGCAGAAGCAGUAUGACAUUUAUCUAGAGAAAUUUCGAAACUUGACUUACCUGGAACAACAACUUGAGGACCAUCACAGGAUGGAGCAGGAGAGGUUUGAGGAAGCUGAAAAUACUCUCCGUCUGAUGCAGAACAAGCUAAAGGAAGAAGAAAAACGACUGCUCAAGAGUGGAAGUAACAAUGGCUCAGACAUAGACAUCCAGGAGGAUGACGAAUCCGACAGUGAAUUGGAAGAGAGGCAGCUGUCCAAGCCACGGACAGCCAUGGAAGUACUCAUGCAAGGAGGACCCGGCAAACGAGUCAUGGGCACAAUGCAAGGUGGAGACUCUGAUGAUGAUAUGGAAGCAGCACCAGCUCUCUUAGGUAAAUGCAAGACUUCCAGCUCCAAGAAGCAGGUGGAUGCUGGAGGCAUGGCAGUAGUGGCCACAUAG